Molecule: messenger RNA, 693 nt
Organism: Mercenaria mercenaria
Lineage: Eukaryota; Metazoa; Mollusca; Bivalvia; Venerida; Veneridae
Exons: 3
Coding region: 1-339 (112 amino acids)
Source: RefSeq, a predicted model, not a curated record
AUGUUUAGCAGAAAUGGAUUUGUAAUGUACAGUCGGUCUUGUACAAAAGUAAACAAACACAAUUCGUACACCAUAGCAAUUGAUGAUGGUCAAAACUCAUCAAUUGAAGUCGACAGCUUCCUUGUACAUGAACAAACCAGGAGAGUAUUUGCAGUUGGGAAACUUUUCGGAGAAGAUGGCUGUGCAGUGGAGGGAAGAGUACCACAUAUAAAGCUGCUAAAAAGAAGAAUGGACCUUGCUGUCGUAAAAGCAGAGCUAUUACGGGAACCGCUAGUGGUGAUCAAGAAUGGAGAAAACAUAUCUGCUUCCUGCUUUCCGAACACCUAUGAGCGUGAUUAAAUAAGACUAAUUUCACUUGGGAAACUAUCUACUUGUUUUGUUAGGGUAACAGCUUUCAAAGCCACAGAUCCAUUUAGUUACAAUGUGUUAAGAUUUAAUGGAUAUUGUACCUAACUGUGAUAUACACUUCUAUUUCAACAUUUUUUUUCUGUACAUUUGUACAUAAUGAAAUUUUCUCUGCAAAAUUAUUUUGAAAGUACAUUGUAGUAUAUAUGCUAUGUAUAUGUAUAAACACUCCAAAAAUUCCAUCCAGAAAAUCUUUUCAAAACAUAUUUUCUCUGAAAGUUUUAAAAAUAAAAGUGUUAUUUUCUGUUUAUUGAAUUUAGUGUUACUUUCUCACCUAGAAAUCUGGCU